Molecule: messenger RNA, 4185 nt
Organism: Panicum virgatum (switchgrass)
Lineage: Eukaryota; Viridiplantae; Streptophyta; Magnoliopsida; Poales; Poaceae
Product: putative disease resistance protein At1g50180
Exons: 3
Coding region: 116-4078 (1320 amino acids)
Biological process (GO): defense response to other organism
Molecular function (GO): ADP binding
Source: RefSeq, a predicted model, not a curated record
ACUGGGGAGGCAGGCACUCGGUCGUAGAUGCUCUUUCGAUCCCAGCGCAACCCAAACCCACAGAUCUGAGCUUCUGACUUGCGAGCACGGCGAGCUCGCGCUAGCCGGCGGCGAGAUGGAGGCGACGGCGGUGAGCAUCGGGAAGGCCGUGCUGAAUGGCGCGCUGGGCUACGCCAAGUCCAAGGCCGCGGAGGAGAUGGCGCUGCAGCUCGGCGUCGAGGACGACGUCAGCUUCAUCACCGACGAGCUGGAGAUGAUGCAGUCCUUCCUCAUGGCGGCCGACGAGGAGAGGGCCCAGACCAAGGUGCUCACCACCUGGGUGAAGCAUGUCCGGGACGCGAGCUACAACGUCGAGGACAACCUUGUGGAUUUUGAGAUCCACGCGGGGCGAGAGAAGCCUCCUAUUCUGGGCUGUGUUCCACGGAACAUGCGCCACCGUCGCCGCAUUGCCAAGGAGGUGAAGAAGCUCAAGGCCAAGGUGGAGGACGUCAGCAACAGGAACCUGCGCUACCGACUCAUCAAGGAUGGCGCUGGAGGCUCCAAGCCCGGUAGCGUCGGGGUCGAGCAGGGCGGCACUGCUGGGGAUGUGACGUCUAUGUUUGGCAUUGAUGAAGCAUGGCGUCAGGCCAUGGAGCCAAAGAAGCUAAAGAUGGACCUUAGCCAACUAAUCACCAGUGCAGAGGUGGACCUUCGAGUGAUUGCGGUGUGGGGAACAAAUUCUGAUCUCGGGAAGACAUCUGAAAUAUCAAAGGUCUUUGAUGACCCAGAUGUAAAGAAAAAGUUUGGAUGCACUGCUUGGUUGAGACUGAUGCGGCCUUUUGAUCAAAAGGGAUUCCUCCAGAGCAUUGUGAGGCAGUUCUAUGUAAAUUCUUCUCAAGUGCAGCAACCUGGUAUUGCUCAAGAAGAAACAGUUGUUGGAGCAGAUGUUCUAAUGAAGAUGGAGAAGAUGGAGCAGAUUGAUCUGGUCCGUGAAUUUUGUGCACAUGUGAGCAGUAACAACUACCUGAUUGUGAUUGAUGACCUUUCGACAAUAGACGAGUGGCAUUGUAUCAAAACCUAUUUCCCUGACAAGAAGAACCGAAGCAGAAUUGUUGUUGCCACGCAAAAAAUUGAAAUUGCCAGCUUGUGUACGGAGCAACCAUAUCAAGCGUCUGAACUAAAGCAGUUAUCAUCGGAUCAGAUUCUUUAUGUGUUCCACAAGAAGGUUGAGAAGUCUGAAAUGGAUUCUAGUGAGCCCAUCUCUGUGUCAACAGCUGCGACUACUGUAGGAAGCUCAUUGAUGUCCACCAAUGAGAAUGUGAAUGAGAUACAGGAGGAAGGGGGGCAACAACCACAGGGUAUGGGUAGCGGAAAUGCUUUGUCCACCACCUCAGCAGUUGAAAAAAUGAAGCUUGAUCGCAGCAACACGAUAGUCAUCCCUGAAGACGUUAUUGUUGGGCGAUCGACAGAAAAACAAAAGGUCAUCAAUUCAGUUGGUCAGCCAAACGACAACACUAGUAGCUUGAAGGUGAUCUCUGUUUGGGGAAUGGGUGGUAUUGGAAAAACUACUCUUGUGAGGACUGUCUACCGAAGCCAACAGCUUGGCGGAUGGAAACGUGCUUGGGCUACUGCACUGCGUCCUUUUAGUCCUGAUGCACUUCUUCGAAAUCUUUGUUUGCAGCUCCUAAUAGGUAUCCAAGAAGAUUCAAUGGCUGAUGGAGAUACACAAAAGAAGAAGAAUGUUGGAACAAUGGGUUUCCAAGAUAUGAUUAUUGAAUUAUCGCAACUUCUUGAGAAGCAAAAGUGCCUGAUUGUUCUGGAUGAUCUAUCUUCCAAUCAGGAAUGGGAUUCCAUUAAAGAUUACUUGGCAAAAGCUAGACGAGUCAUACUCACCACGAGGGAAAAAACUGUCGCCAAACAUUGUUCCGGUGAUGAUAGGAAUAUGCACUGCCUUAAUGGCCUUGAAGAUGAUGCAGCAUUUGAGCUGUUCAAAAAGAAGGUAUUUAAGGAUGCUAGAAGUUUUGAUUUGCACCCUGGUAUGCUGGAUCAAGCUAACCUUAUCCUAAAGAAAUGUGAUGGACUCCCCCUUGCAAUAUCGACUAUAGGUGGCUAUCUAGCAAAUAAGCCUAAAACUGCAAUGGAGUGGAGAAAGUUAAACGAAGGCUUAAGCGCCGAGCUGGAGAUAAAUCCUGAGUUAAAGAUGAUAAAAGCAGUCCUUAUGCGGAGCUAUGAUGGCCUGCCAUAUGGUCUAAAAUCUAGUUUCUUGUACUUGUCUAUUUUCCCAGAAGACCAUAUAAUCCAGCGUAAACGUGUGGUGAGGAGAUGGAUUGCCGAAGGUUAUUCAAGAGAGAUGCAACACAUGGCAGCCGAGCAAGUAGCAGGCAAGCAGUUUGAUGAGCUUCUUGACCGGAGUAUGAUCCUACCUUUGGAAGCAAGAACUCCUGGAAGCAUUGACUCUUGCCAGCUCCAUGACCUCAUCCGUGAAAUCUGCGUGUCAAAGGCAAGGGAGGACAAUCUUGUUUUUACACUAGAGGAAGGAUGUAGCUUGGGCGGUGUACAAGGAGCAAUACGCCACCUUGCCAUAAGUAGCAACUGGAAGAGAGACAAAGAGGUGAUGCAGAGGAUGCUGGACUUGUCACAUAUACGGUCAUUAACUGUGUUUGGUGAGUGGAGAUCAUUUUUCAUAUGCAGUAAGAUGAGGUUCGUGCGAGUGCUGGAUUUGGAGGACACCGUAGGACUCAGGGAUCAUCACCUUGGUCAAAUUGGGGAGCUCCUUCACCUAAGGUACCUUUCUCUGCGUGGAUGUAUGAGUAUCUGUGAAUUACCAGAUUCGUUCGCAAAUUUGAGGCAGCUGCAGAUGCUCGACAUCAGAGGUACACGCAUAUGGAGAUUGCCAGUAGGUGUCACCAAGCUUCAGAAGCUGCAAUACCUUCAUGCAUCUGGUUUGUCAUUUCGUACUGGUGAUACAAUACAGGAUGACAUAUUUUUUAUGUACAGAAUUCUCAUAUUUAGGGAUGUCAUAUUUAGGGCGUACAGACGUCUCAUACAAGGUGCCCCAUGUGUUUGUUGUGUAUAUGCUCUUUCCGCAUGCAAUCUACUCCGCGCAAUGGGCCAUCUUGUCUGGAGACCGCAGCGGCUAGAGCAUCAUUUGGGAAGGACCGGAACACAUGUUUUGGAGGAGGGUGUGAGUAGGCAUGACAUAUGCAACUUACACUGCUACUUUAUGACGUUUAAUGCAGAAUUUCACAAGCUAUAUGGCAUUAAAGUCCCGAGAGGGAUUUCCAAAUUGAAGGCCUUGCACACACUACGUGACAUCAAUGUUGCAUGGGGAAAUGCUACGAUUCAAGAGCUCGGAGGGCUCACUCAGCUGCGUAAGCUUGGAGUGGUCGGAGUCAGCCAGAUGAACAACGGCAAGUUUUGGCCUGCAAUUGCUGAACACAAUCAACUUCGGUCUCUAUAUGUAGGUUGUGAAGGUAGCAAUUCUCCUAAUAUUGAGUUAUUAGAUGAUUGCUUGGGCGGAAAUUCGAUGCCACCAAAAUGCCUUGAGAGCCUCAAGAUGCGCGGCAAGUUAAUCAAGGUAACAGAAUGGGUCCAUUGGCUUCAGAACCUAUCAAAGCUUCAGCUUCAGGGUACACAACUGAAUCAAGAAGCCUUAGAUGCCAUUGGGAAGCUACCAAAUCUUGUGGUUCUGCGUCUGAGGAGUUGGUCAAUCUUGGGGUCUAAGCUCUGCUUCCCAGGCCCAUCUUUCCCGAGUCUCUUGGUGCUGGAGCUUAAUGAAUACCUCGAAUUGUUGAAAUUUGAGCGAAACGCAACGCCUAAGCUCGAGGUGUUACAGGCAACCGAGCGGUGCAACCGUUAUUCGAUGGAAGUUUCUGGGCUAGAGUUUCUCUCGAGAUUCGGCUGGAUAUUGGUCCUGUCAAGGACUUGGUGCAGAGCAAACUUGCAGGGUACUCAAACAAUGUUACCCUCAAGAUGCUGUAACCGAGAUGUUGGAGUUCACAUCGACCUCAAGCUGUCACGCGGCAACCUCUUACAUUGCUGUACUGCCCCUUAUAUUUUCCUUUGUUUUCGUGCAUAUCAAUAUCAUACUGUACGCUGAGUUGGUCAUCUAACAAAACCGAUUGUAUUGCACGAUCAGAUAAACACAUUCAUUUGUCGAUCUGAAGAUAGACACAUUCGUGCAUGCUACAAAUAUUUGGUUACUGA